AUGUUUCAGGUUACAAUUACGGGUGCAUUGGGGUUUGAUAGUUUCUUGGUAAUGCGCCAUGGUGCGGGCCCACUACUCAGCAGAAAUACAUCAUCAAAAGCUAAGACUGUUGUUGGCUCUUCUUUAUCUACUAGUGUUGAAGAAAUGUCACUGGGAUAUAAAUAUAGCAAGCCGAGACUCGAUUGUUACUUCUGUAAUGACGUUGUUGCCCCUGUGGAUUCAACAGCUAACCGCACUUUGGACCAACAAUGCACAGUUACACGUCCUAGACUUUCCCCUAUCGCAUCCGCCCUUGCGGUUGAACUUUUGGUUGGGAUUUUGCAUCAUCCUCAUGGGGAUACUUUCUUUGAGGAAUGCCUUAGAUUCCUGAAGGAGGUGGAGUUUGGUGUUCAGGAAUCUUCCAAUCGGUUGCAUAGCCCUGGUAACAUUUGGACUAUUUAUGCAGAGACAGCUUCUGUGUUCUUUAAGGUUCUUCAAUCGCAAACAGGCUUGCUUACUUCUAACCAACUUAUCAAAAAAAUGGAAAGAUUAUUAUAG
Messenger RNA from Lactuca virosa, 537 nucleotides. Lineage: Eukaryota; Viridiplantae; Streptophyta; Magnoliopsida; Asterales; Asteraceae. The record is from the annotation of a GenBank genome assembly.